This is a messenger RNA of Lactuca saligna, 1584 nucleotides long. Lineage: Eukaryota; Viridiplantae; Streptophyta; Magnoliopsida; Asterales; Asteraceae. The record is from the annotation of a GenBank genome assembly.
AUGUCGGAUAAAAGCCUAGCACGUAACCUUUUUCCGGUUCGUCCUUCGUCAGGUGGUAGGCCAUCGUCUUUGCCUGACCGUAGUGGCCUUCAACGCAUCCCUCUUACAGGUGGUUCUGUACCAGGAGCCAUUUCAUCACCUUUGCCUGAUCCUAAUGGCCUUCCACGCAUCCCUCUUACAGGUGGUUCAGUACCAGGAGCUAGGUCAUCACCUUUGCCUGAUCCUAGUGGCCUUCCACGCAUCCAUCUCACAGGUGGUUCUGUACCAGGAGCCAAGUCAUCACCGUUGCCUGAUCCUAGUGGCCUUCCACGCAUCCCUCUUACAGGUGGUUUUGUACCAGGAUCCGGGUCAUCACCUUUGCUUGAUCCUAGUGGCCUUCCACGCGGUGGUUUUGUAUCGGGAGCUAGGUCAUCACCCGGCCCUAAUGGCCUUCCACGCAUCCCUUUGUCGGGUGGCCUUUCACGCACUUCAGUUAGGACGACAAGGUCAGGAUUCUCAGGGAGUAGUAGCAUGGGUGACAUAAAUACCAACAUGGGCUUGACUGAUGCUAUAGCAGAUACAGGGGUGGUACAGAAUGUUGGGAAUGGUAUUGCAUAUGGUUAUGAGAUGACAGACAACAAUGAAGACCCUGCUAGUGAUUUUUUCUAUAAUGGGCCUGAGCAUGAAAAUGAGCAUGAGCAUGGUCAUGAGUCUGUGCAUGAGCCUGAAUCACCAAUGGUUCAGACGCCCCAUUAUUCAGGUACACAUGGUGGAUCAAAUGAUGCAGAUUCGAAUGGCUCUCAUAGGCCAUUUAUCACACGAAAGGGGUACAAGUUUGGGAGACAAAGUAUUCAUCGGACGAUCGUAAAGAUAUUUUGGCAGUCUAUAAAUGAACCUUGGAUUACUUAUAAAAAAAUUCCGAAGGAAGUUGUCACUCAAAUGUUUGAGCGUUUUAGGACUCAAUACCGGUGGGAUCCAAAUGAAGAAGGGUUAAUUCGUGAAGGUUUUGAGAAUACACUGAAAGAUCGCUACAGGGGUAGAAUGAGGGAUGCUAGGGAAGCAUCGGUAAAGUCUGCAAGAAAAGCUGGCCACGUUAUCGCAGAGAUUAAUGAUAACUUUGAGAUUCUUGCAAAUUACAAUCCUCCUGAAAUACAUAUAGAUGUUUGGCGACCCAGACAUACGGGUGGUAGCAUUGGAUUUGAGGAGCACCGUCUUAAAUUGAAACAGUCGACGGGUGAAGACCCCUCAUUCAUUGAUCUUUAUUAUAAGACACAUCUUACCGCCGAAUCAAAGAAAAUAUAUUUUGGGGGCGAUAAAGAGGCACAAGUGGAUUUUGUAAAUGAGACAUCUAGAGUGGCGAUCGAAUCAUAUAACACAGCCCUAUCUCAAAAAUAUGGUGAUGAUACGACUCAACAUAAUGUGAAUGAUCCUGAAUUGUGGACCCAAACACAAUUGCUUAGGAAAGGCGGGAAACGAAAAGGUCCUAUCUAUGGGGCAGGAUACUCAGAUCUUCACUUUCUGAUGACGGGUGCAUAUUCUUAUGAGUCAACUUCAACUUCUGCUGACUUUGCAAAGUCACAACAGGAGGUACUAUUAUUUACAUAA